This is a messenger RNA of Dacryopinax primogenitus, 843 nucleotides long. RefSeq lists its product as uncharacterized. The transcript is spliced from 3 exons. Gene Ontology annotation, molecular function: lipid binding; protein binding. Gene Ontology annotation, cellular component: medial cortex; Rvs161p-Rvs167p complex; mating projection tip. Gene Ontology annotation, biological process: actin cortical patch localization; endocytosis; plasma membrane tubulation. The record is from RefSeq and is a predicted model, not a curated record. Lineage: Eukaryota; Fungi; Basidiomycota; Dacrymycetes; Dacrymycetales; Dacrymycetaceae. Bases 1 to 843 code for a protein of 280 amino acids.
AUGGUAUUCACCGACCUCAGACCAGAGGAGAAAGAGGCAUUCUUCUCAGUACUAGACGAAUACUUCCUCCAACGUCCACAUCUCCUCCCUUCCCCAUCUCCAUCCUCAGACCAACCAGCCGCGGCAGGACGCAAAGCAGCAUCCUUCGUCGGCCGUACACUCGCCUCCAAUCCGCAAGCGACAGCCGCACUCGUAAGUAGCGCACUCCGUCAAGGACCAAAGACCGGUGCAACCACAACCGCAAACGCAGGCAUAGACUCCGCCGCAGUCCAACUCGCCUCCAACCCCCGGUUCACCUCCGCCCUCACCUCCGCCCUUACCUCCCCCACCCCCACCUCCCCACCGCCGCCCGCUCCCAACCCUCCCUCUCACGCACCCACCCCCUCCGGUCUCCAGACACACAAAUCCCUCGGUUCCCUCUCCACCGAUUCCACUUCUUCCUUUCUCACCAGCACAGCCCAAGGAGUAUGGAACUACAAGAAACCUAAGCCUGCUCCUCCGCCUGCGGCGAAGCCUGCGAGUGUCCCGGGAGAGAGAGCAGAACAUGCCCUGGCGGCGAAGUAUGGUCCUCCGCCGAAGAGGACUGUCCCCCACCAGGCCGAGGCGCCGCCGCCGCAGGAGGAGGCCGAACACCCCCCACCCCCACCCGUACCAGUACCCGCAGCAGGAGAACAAGAAUUCGUCGAAGCGCUCUACGCCUACCAAGGAGACCCAGCUACUGACCUCUCCCUGCUCGCGGGUGAGCGACUGGUCCUCCUAGAACGGACGAGCACGGAUUGGUGGACUGGGGAGAAGGAGGGCCGGAGAGGUCUGUUUCCGGCUUCGUAUGUCAAGGUAUUGUGA